CACACACACACACACACACACGUAGUGUUUUUCGGUUCAAAGUGCGUUUGGUGGGCAAUGACCUCUAAGCUCACUGAUUAGACAGUCAAAUUGUCUGUCAGUGAAGAAGACGAAGAAGAAGAAGAAGAAGACGAAGAAGAAGAAGGGAGUCACACAGGUUGAAGGAGCAGAGAGACAUCGCCAUGACGACUGAAUACCAUGAUGACACUGAAGACGACAGCAGCUCCUUCUGGAACAAAGAGACGUCCUCUGUCUCCUUCUCAAAUGUCUCCAGGUUCAGACGCUGGUUGUUUCCUGGUCUGACGGCUGCAUUCGUCUUGAUUCUGAUCAUAGCGCUGGGAGCCAGCAACACAAAGAUGUCGAACCGUUUGUGGUCCAUGGAGAAAAGUGUGUCCAACAUGACCGAAUCAGUGAGCGCCGCACAUCAGCUCGCCACAGAUGCAGCUAAAGAACUUCAACGGCAGAAGUUUGCUGUGGAGAACAACAAGGACCAGCUGAGCUCAGUAUCCGAGGCCCUGAAGCAGCUCUCAGCUCUGGACACUCUCAGCAGGACGGUCGCUACGCUCAAAUGUUCCCUUGAACGCUUAAUCAACAAUGGUUCAGCGGCUGCCAGCUGUUGUCCUCUCGGUUGGGAUAUGUUCUCUGGGAACUGUUAUUACUUCAGCAAGACACCUUUGAACUGGCACGAUGCCAGAGACUGGUGCAACGGACAUGAAUCUCACCUGGUCAUACUCGUCAGUGAUGAGGAGUGGGAGUUUGUGACUAGUCACACCACAGGCACCUUCUACUGGGUCGGUCUGAGUGAUGAGAGAACAGGGAGGUGGGAGUGGAUCAACCAGACGCCAUACGUCAUGAACCGCAGGCGUUGGAUGCCCGGUCAGCCCGACAGCUGGACACAUCACGGCCUCGGCCCCGGAGACGAAGACUGUGCUCACAUGCACAGAGACGGACGCCUCAACGACCUGCACUGCUCUCCAGGAUGCGCUACAUCUGCCAGAGACACACCCUUCACAGCUAAACAGCGCUUCCGCCGUCCGGGCUCCGCCCACACACCGCUCGCAUUACGUUUCGCUGAUAUCGACUGUAGACUGUAA
Thunnus maccoyii (southern bluefin tuna) is the source of this 1094-nucleotide messenger RNA. RefSeq names its product asialoglycoprotein receptor 1-like. The record is from RefSeq and is a predicted model, not a curated record. NCBI's taxonomy places the organism in Eukaryota, Metazoa, Chordata, Actinopteri, Scombriformes, Scombridae.